AUGCUUGGCAGCGAGUAGAGGAUAGAUCCUCUGUCCUCUUAUACACUAACUUAAAAGUCUGAUGAUCUGGAUGAACUCAGCUUGAUUUUGGCCAAGGAAUUAUAGACAAAUGAAUCUUUGCCACUUAAUUAAACAAAUUCCGGAAAUGACUCUACAAACUCAACUGAUAGUGAUGAGCCAAAUUAAAGCAUGACUGAUUUAGACAUACUUGCUAAAAAAGCAUUAGGUAAGAACGAUGAAUUAGCACUAAAGAAAAGUUAGCAAAUAGUUUUCAUGUGCAAUAAACAAUAAAAUGAAGACUAAAACAUAAAUGAGCAGAUAGAUUAGACAAGUGUUUAGGAAAUAUUGUGUCAUAUUUGCAAUACUUCUAGAGGGAUUAUUCUUAGAAGCAACAAGAGAAACGAAUGGUAAAAUCAUCUAAAGCUGACUGAGUCAGAAAAUAAUACUUUCAAUGAAAUUUAUGAUAAACUCUAAGGACUAUUCCUUGAUUCCAAUUAUGUUUUUUCAAUGAAUGGAUAUAUGAUGUGUUUUGCAUCUGAUUCGCUUCCAGGCUAGUAUAGCAUGAAGAAGUUAUCUCGUCAAUUUGAUGAUCAUACUAUUGAUAACUCUGAUAUAUAUUUUGAUGGCUAAGAUACCAUUGAACCUACAUUGUUAACUUUGAGAUAUAUUCUAAACCCAGAAAGCAAAGAGAUAGAAAAAACUCAUUAUCAGUUAUAAGUUAAAAUUCCAUUGAGGAACAAUCACAUUGUAGUUGAUCACCCUAACGAUACAAAUAUAUUCAACUUCACUUUGACUGAUUAAGUCAUAGAUAGAUUCCUCACUGAUUAGACAAAAGAGGUUGCUUAUCUUUAAGGAAAAGCAAGAACAUAAGUUAAAAAUUUGACUAUCCCAGUGAGAAUAUACAUUGAUUUGAGUAACGGAGAAAAGCAAUUCCUAUUUGAACCUUAUUCAGGAACAACAAACGUUCAAACAUUUCUUGACAUAUUUAUGGUAAAUAGCAGUUACUAUCAAGAUCUACCAAUACCAAAGGGAAUAAGUUCUAUAUUCUCAUUACCUGUAUAUCAUGCUAUUGUCCAGUUUGAAUCAGAUUAGCUUUCAAAUGAACAGAUAUCUUUCAAGUUUAUCUUAAGGCUAGAAAUAAACUUUAUAGUGCCAGUAGAUUUUAGAUUUAUGCCUCGCUUAGGUCUAUCAGAUGCUUCAGGCAGUAUAUUUAUAGACUAUCCCGAAAGAGAUGCAUUGGACAUCAGUCUGUUCUUGAAUGGAAUAACUGUUUUGAACAAGACACAAGUUUUUGGUACAACUAUACAGAAGUCUUAUCUUCAAGAUUCAUACACUACUGUUAUGAGAGCAAUUGAUUAAUCCUAUCUAUCAAUCACUUAUCUAAAAGAUAAUUUAUUCAGAAGCUUUAAUGUAAUCGACUAAGACUUCUGGCCUGUAGAUGAUAGAAUAUCUAUGUCCAUUAUAAAUUCAAAGAUGUAGCUGGAGAAUAAAGUAAUCGAAGCCCCUAUAAUAAGAGUAUCUUGGUUGCCAAAGCAAAUGCAAAUCUUUGAGGGAUAUACUAGUAUUUAUGGCAAAAAUGAUGCUGAAAUAUUUAUACUAAUGGCUAAUCUUGCUGGGACUACUCUUUAAAAUACUCAUCUUGUGUUCAAGGGGGAUAAAUCACUUAAUGCCUUUUAGAAUACUUUUAACUUGGGAGAAUUCCACUCUUUCUCAGAGUUAAAAUCAUUUGAUAUUUAAAGAUUUACAGUUACCUUUACAAACUAAGACAUUGACUUGAACUUAUGGCCAGAUGUAAAAGAAUCUAUCAGUUUUGAAGAAGAUAAUAUUUGGAUUGAAGGAGUGCAGAUUGCCCUUAAUCUGGAGCUAAAGAAGAUUGAGGAUAUAGCUGAUCUAUUUCCUUAAUCAUUCGCUCGCAUAUUUAAGAAAUUUGCGAUAAAUUCUAAGAGCAAUUAGGAGUUUGAAGAUAUAGAAAAUAUUGGCUAAAGCAUUAGAAUGAGUGGAAGUCUGUUAAAUGAACAGACCGUUAAGUUAGAAGGAAUAAUAGGUGAGUAAAUUCAAUUAAGUAGCAAUGUUAUGCUACAUGAUGCCAAAUUCGUAAUGAGCUUCCCAAUAAACUUUAUUCAGAAGAAAAAAGUAUCAAAGCAUCACAAGGAUGAAAAAUCGAAGCAUAAAAGUAUAAAUAAUAGCACUGUAGAUUCGUAUAUCGAGGGUAGAGUAUAGAUAUAAGUUGAGCCUGGAAGAUAUCUAAAUUUCUUUGCUAAAAUUGAUAGUUCAAAUGAUGAGUGGAUCAGCCUAGAUGGAUAGAUGACUGGACUCUACACAAAUGUACUAGGAGUAUAAAAUUUGCAUUUAUCUCAAAUAAAGAUUCAUGGGUAAAUAGAUAAUGAAGCUUAGAUUAGAAAUAUCACUAUAUAUGGAUAAGGACUAUUCGGUCAAGAAUGUCUAUAAUUGAGUAAAUCCUAGAAAUACAAAACAAAAAAUAAUGAUAUUAUGAGUUUGCUUGAUCUGGUCGCUUAAGAUUCAGAGAGUCCUUAAUUUACAUUAUCAUAGACUGAUGCUUCACUAAGGGCAUUGUUUGAAAGAUAGCUAAAUAAUUAGUCAAAAGAGAUCCUUUCACUGAAUCAAAACUGCUUUAUGGGAGAUAUUAAGAACUAAAUUGAUCUUCAGAAUUUCGAGUAUUCUUUUCUUAAGGGACAUUUGUGGGUUGAAACUUUCAAAACCCUUUUAUAAUUUGUAAUAACAGAUAGAGAAAAAUUUGAAAGAGCCUAUAAAAGUCUAAUAAAUCCCAUUACUGAGUUAAAGUUCUCAAAUGGAAUUGACUUUAGCUUUAACCCAGGAAAAACCACUUUAAAGUAUGUUGACUAAGAAAUCCCAAAAGGUUUUAGAUUUUAGGGAAACAUUAAAUUUUUAGGUCUAGACUCUGAAACAACAAUAGAUUUUACAGCCUAAUCAAGGCCAUCCUACCAAAAGGUUCCCUUAAAUGACCAUUAGUAUCUUAACAUAAAAUUCUAAUUACCAUCUUUUACAGUUGGGCAUCAGAAUGUCUAGAUACUAUCGUUCCAAGACUUUUAUGUUGCAAUGACUUCUGAGGAAGAAAAAAGAGUGUCUAAGAAUCCGAUACAAGUGUCUGUUUAGAUUGAUAUUGAUUCUGAAUCAUCUAUAGCAGAUAUAGAGCAGAUAUAGAUGAUUGGUAAUGUUAAAGUCCUUGACUUCAUGACAUAAGCAUAGCUAGUGGUUGAUGACAAUUAAUUAUCCUUUACUACUAAUAAUGAGGCCUUGCCUUUUAAUGGUGUAUUUUAGGCUUAAAUAUCAAUGCAAAUAGAUCUUAAUCACUUGACUGAUAUUUCAAUUGCUCCUUCUACUCUUAAUGUUACUUUCAAAGAUACUACUCCAGAGUUUAGUAAGAUUAGAGAUUUAGUUGAUAAGCUUGUUUAUCAAACUUGGAUUAAGCCUGUUUCCUAAACAUUCAAUUAAUAUCAUUAAAGAGUAUCAGAAAUCCUGUCAAAAAUUAAUUUAAUGAAAACUGAGCUAUGUGAUGUCAGAUCUUGUGUUUAAUAGUCUCAGUGUAUUAGUGAACCAAAACUUUUAUGCAAAGAAUACAAGAUCGUAGAGUAAUGCGAAAAAGAAAAGUAGUCAUGCCCAAAUCAUGCCUUUGACAUGGUAUGCUAGACACUUAAAAGAGGUGUGGCUCUAUCAAAUGAUGCUACGACUGAUGUUUGCCAAGCUUGGACUUAUGAAUGUUCUAAAGACAGUUAAUUCCUACUUAAUGCAAAGUCAGAUAACAUUUGUGUUGAAUCUAAGUACUCUUACGAUUUUGAAAACUGUAUUGAUUUUACCAUAGAUUGUGAAAGGGGAUACAUUCAAGAUUCAUAUUGUUUGGCUAAAUGUACAAAUACCAAGAAUGAAUAUGAAAGACUAGAAAAAGCUGAAAGAAAUUUCUAGGUUGUAGCUGAUGCAGCUGGUGAACUCUUUGGCCCUAUUCACGCUCUUUCUCAAACUAGAAAUAACACAAACGGGCUUUUGAUUCAUAUUACAUCAAUUGAGAUUGAUUAAGAAUUAGAUAGAACUCUAAAUCCAUCAGAGUACAUUGUGACUGUUAGAUAUGUAGUGAUAAACCAACUUGAUUAACCAAGGGAGGUCUCAGUUCCUGAUUUUGAUUAUCUAUAUAUUGACGUGGCUGCUGAAAGAGUAGCCUAAGCGAUUAGAAAGGAUAUGAGUGUAUUAUUUAACUUAUCAGCUUCUUUUGGAGAUUUUAUGCCUAUUGCUCUUUAAAACCUAGAUAAAUUUAUGCUUUAUACUGGAAAUUAAACUCUAACAGUUGAUAUCAUAAAGCAAUCUGUGAUUUAGGAGACUUAAAAACAAGCUCUUCAUAUAGAUGGUUUAAAGACGCAAAGAGUGAUUAAGGUCGCUACACCUGGUGAAAUUAGUCUAAAUAAACUUGGCCAGGCUACCUCAUAAAAUCUUGAGAUUACUUCACUUGCGAAUAAAUUUGUAAAGAAAAAUGAUAAUUCCUAAACCAAGAUUCCAAGUGGUCUUGAUUCAAUCAAUUAUGAUCUUGGAAAAAUCAACGCAAUUAACCAAUGA
Molecule: messenger RNA, 4584 nt
Organism: Stylonychia lemnae
Lineage: Eukaryota; Ciliophora; Spirotrichea; Sporadotrichida; Oxytrichidae
Source: the annotation of a GenBank genome assembly